Molecule: messenger RNA, 2988 nt
Organism: Cladophialophora immunda
Lineage: Eukaryota; Fungi; Ascomycota; Eurotiomycetes; Chaetothyriales; Herpotrichiellaceae
Exons: 2
Coding region: 206-1636 (476 amino acids)
Source: RefSeq, a predicted model, not a curated record
AUUUACUUCUCAUCAACCAUCCUCCUAUCGACAUCCACCCUUAUCCCAUCGCGUCGUGCCAGCUGUUGCCACCGUAUCAUCGUGGCUGGUGUUUUGACCGCUCCUUCUCUCUCCCCAAAACCGACCUCCUUUUAACCACCGCACCUGAUUGAGUUUCAGGCCGAACGCUCCUCUUUUGAACAUCAUUGCCCGGAGCAAUACUAGCAUGCCGUCGAUCGAAGUGCCUGCCAUGUCCAUCGAGUCCCAGGCUCUCUCAGACAACUUGCCGCCAUCCCUGCUCGAUGUCCUGUCCAACUCCAUCGUCCUUGACAACACCUUGCCAUAUCUGCCUCUCUCCACCAUCUUCGCCUUAGCCAGAACAUGCCGGUCUCUGCGGGAUCUAUUCCUCCGCACAGCAAGCGUCUUCCGAUAUGUUGACCUUUCAAAGUGUCGAGGAGCAUAUGUUCCUCCCAAUCUCCUGACGAGAAUUGAUUCCGGCGGCCAUUCCUGGCGCGCGGAACGAAUGGACGAGAACCUGACUGAGGAUGAAUUUUAUGCCGGUCCACUCCGCUUCGUCCUAGCGAGACUGGGGAAGAUGAAGGUCCUUCAGAAUGUUCAGACUUUGGUCCUCGAUGAUCUGGCGUCGGUCACCGUUGAUCUGAUCAAUGAUAUCGUCACCAGAAAUGAAUACAAUGUUCGUCUCCUCAGCAUACGGCGAUGUCUCAACAUCAAUCAAUACAAGCUACAACAGCUUCUCUGCCACCUAUGCCGACCAAGUAGACCUGAAGGGACUCCUCGACUACAGGGGCUGUACAUCUUCACUCCUCCACCGUCAGUCAGCCAGGUACAUGACGUCGACUUCAGUCAUGCCUUUCAUUACAAUUUCGACACCAUGGGCGGGGUGGAAUUCGAGAGCUCUCGGUUCCAAGGCCAAUCGAGUACGAAUGAGGCAGCCAGGCCACGCUCCUCGGGACGAUGGUAUGCGAAUUCAGGCUUCGUCAUAGCUCAAGGUCGUGCCGCGCGAACCUCCUGGGAGGAGACAUUGCAAACAUGCCAAGGCGUAAUCAGUUUCGAUGCUGUUUUAUGUACCCACAUGCACGCUGACAUGGCCCCUGUUCUUCAUCCAGCGUCUAGAGAUUACCUUACGGAAAACAAGCCCGGUAUCCCUCCGCUGGCGAGUGUGGCUCUCGGGCCAGCAGGAUGUUCAAGCUGUGGUCGAAGUCCCCACGGUGCGCCUGUCUGGGGCGAGAGCGAUCUCCGCGAGUUUCCACUACUGUGGCCUCCACCGCACUCUGGAAAGCUGGUUGAUGCUGUCCGACCUCCACUACGCUUCGCCGAGGAUGGCCGGGUUCUUCCCCAGCGACUCAUCGUUUCUUGCACCUGGUGCCUCGCGAAUCGACACUGCGACAGUUGUCAUCAGUGGUGGUGUGCGGACUGCUACAACCCCGAACGGAUGAAAAGAUCCGAAUAUCUAGCAAAAUUGGAGCGUGCAGCAGGCAUCAGACGGACCUCGGAAGCCGAUCGAGGGGCAGAUCAGACUGCGAAUGGGGCAUCCUCUACUAGUGAUCCUCUCAAGGUAUUUAACGGUCUUUGUGUUAAAAAUUGCCGCGCUCGCAGACGGAUGGUCGCGCCUAGAGGUGGCGUUGCUGCGGGAUAACCAAGGAACGCAUCAAGGACGAGAAGACCACCAAUUGGACCCCAUCGACUGGAGGGUUUUCCGGAACCAAGAUUGGGUCAUUGUUUCAUCCCCAAGCCGCCAUCGAGGCGAGUAUGCCGCCAACCGGACGCUCCCACCGCCUGCAGCCCGCAAAUACCUAAACUACCCAUCGACCCUCCCUCUCUGUCGUCGUCCUUCCAUCGUUAACUGACAUGCGUUUGCUAAUGGUCUCAUCGUGUCCUCUCCCUCUACAGCGUCAUCAACGGCACGAACAUCCCGUGCAACUCAGACCCGGCCAAGCAGCAGUGACGCGAGACUGCUGGGACUGUGGGCGCCAGUGUGAAAACUGUACGCGGCGGUGGGCGAGAACGUGCAAGCGCUGUAAAGCCAGCUAUUGCUAUAUUCACAGGACGGGCUGCGACGAAAGUAUUUGCGAUUGGUGCAUGCACAGGGGAGGCAGGAGGACGGGGGAGCUCUACUAAUGUUCAGCGCUAUCGACAUCGAGACUGACACGACUUUUACAGCUGAUAGCCUCGUGGAAAGUACAGCAGAUCCGUCAUAAACCCCCACAUCGUUCACGAGAGCAGCUAUCAAACCACCCCGCGCAGAAAAAAAGAUCCGGCAAUAUUUUCAUAAUCACCACUCAAAUUCAAUUAUCAAUCCCUCCAGGACCUCACUCAUUUCUGCUCAAAUAAGCGUCGACGACGUGGUUACCUCUCCGGUCAGGGCUGUGGUUUUGGCACAAAUCCUCAAACGUCACGAUCUUCUUUAUGGUUACGAUCCCUCGUUUGACUGGCUUCGACGACGACACCGGUUGGCCUUUUUUUUCCGCAGCGGGAUGGCGACAUGGCACAAACAUCCGAGAAAUCUGCACCCACGACGAAGGCAGGGGCGAAGUUGUCAAGUUUUGCUUGGGGGUUGAAAUAUCGGAAUGGAGGUCUCGGUGGUGGUGAUGGUGGUGGUGGUAGUAGGGGAAUGCAAUCUCAACUCAAAUCCAGUACAGUACAGGGCUAGCGAAAAGGCGGGGCUUGGAGGUCAUCGGAGCAACUUUGCAUAGUGUCAUCGGAGCGAGCAUGACGAUCAGAGGAGGGAAGGUCUCUGGAGGCGGUGCUCUUCUAACGCCUUGCUGGCUUGUUUAGCGGCCUGGCUCAUAUUGAAUGAUGUCCAGAAUUUGUGCUCUCAACACCACCCCCAGCCAGCUGAGCUGGCGCCGUCGUUUCUCUUCCUCUCUACUAAAAUGAUCGUCUUCCAGGGAAAAAAUCAUAAAUCUGCAUGGUAAAAGGAAAAGGGAACGGUUGUCCUGAUUUGAUCGACGAAUGACCAACAAAUUGGGCCAGUUGCCAUUAAAUAAG